Messenger RNA from Leucoraja erinaceus (little skate), 297 nucleotides. Lineage: Eukaryota; Metazoa; Chordata; Chondrichthyes; Rajiformes; Rajidae. The record is from the annotation of a RefSeq genome assembly.
AUGACUCCUAUUUACUUCACAAUUACAUCAGCAUUUAUUCUUGGCCUCACAGGACUAGCUUUCAAUCGCUCCCAUCUAUUAUCCGCCCUUAUUUGUCUUGAAGGGAUAAUGCUCUCCCUGUUUAUUGCAAUCGCUAUCUGAUCAAUAGUAAUAAGCUCCCCAUCUCUAUCACUGGCACCUAUAGUCUUAUUAACAUUCUCAGCCUGCGAAGCAAGUUCUGGACUGGCCCUACUUGUAGCCGCCACUCGCACCCACGGAACUGACCACCUCAAUAACCUCAACCUUUUACAAUGUUAA